AUGGCUUUUGAGUGGAACGGUGUUAUGUCCGACAUUGUCACAGGAAUAGGUACCCUUGGUGGUAACAGAGCAAUUUCAAAGGGUUCAGAGGUGCAGAAUUCUGAGCAUUGGGAAGGGGAAAAGACAGGAGUACCUAUAAAGCAUAGUGGAGAAUGGGAUGAUAACGAUAAUUUCAUAAAUUUUCAUGUUGAUACAAUUCUAAUAAAGACCUAUAGGAAAUUUGAACAACUUCUCCGAGAAAUUGCAAAGCAACUGCAAAAGGACAGUAAAACAAUAGUUAUUCAGUAUGCCAUUGCUCAAGGAUAUCCACCAAUUACAAUUUGCACCGAUAUGAGUGUUAGUGUUUACAUGGAAUUGAAAAUAUCAAGUGCGGGGAUGACAACACUUCCCCUGUGUGUGUCGUUUGCUAAAAACACUAUAGUUGCAAGCAACUCCAGUUUCGAUGUUGCUCCAAUUUCAUUAGAAAUUGCAGAAUUUGAAAGCACUGAUAUGAUUACUACUUGUUUAACUGACAAGAGAUUUUGUUCACAAAAGCAAGCUGUCUCAGCUUUUGUUGCACCUGUGGUACAAGAUAAACUUGUUGACCCGAAAACCAUAUAUACACCAACAGAUAUCCAAAGAGAUAUCCAAAAAGCAUAUGGUAUGGACUUAAGCUACAUGCAAGCAUGGAGAUCAAAAGAAAAAGCAAUGCAAUUAUUGAGACGAUCACCAAGUGAGUCAUACAAGAAAAUGCCAACAUAUCUUUAUAUGUUAGAGUACGCUAACCCAGGAUCAGUGACACGACACACUGAAGGAGAUGGGAGCUUCUUGUAUGCAUUCAUAGCUAUAUAUGCAUCGAUUAGAGGAUGGGUCUAUUGUAGGCCAACAGUUGUAGUUGAUGGAAGUUUUUUAAAGUCAACAUAUAGAGGGACCAUACUCACGGCUUCCACGCAAGACGCAGAGGGACAAAUUCUACCCCUCGCAUAUGCAAUUGUUGAUUCGGAAAAUGAUGCAUCGUGGGAAUGGUUCUUCGUGCAGUUCAGAGAAACCUAUGGACAAAGAGAGGGAAUGUGCAUUGUAUCAGACAUGCAUGAUGCUAUAUGGAAAGCAACUUUAAUUGUCUAUCCAGAAGUCCCUCAUUGUGCAUGUAUGUUCCAUCUGUGGAACAACAUAAAGACAAACUUCAGGAAGAGCCAAAAACAAAUCAAAGAAGUAUAUUUUGCGUUAGCAAGAGCAUACACUGUUGAAGAAUUCAACAGGCAUAUGGCAGAGUUAGAAGCUAUUGAUAGUAGAGUGAAAACAUACCUGAUGGAUAUUGGAUAUGAUAAAUGGUCUCAGGCGCAUUCCAAGGCAAAUAGAACCAUGACCAUGACAUCGAAUAUUGCGGAAUCAAUAAAUGCAACAAACAAGCACGCAAGAGACCUCCCAGUUGUGAAUUUGCUUGACUUUAUGACAACAUUGAUUCAAAAAUGGAAUUACACAAAUCGGAAGGAUGCAGUGGAAUCAUUUAUGAAGAUUGGUGCAAAGUAUGAAAAAAUAUUGGCAGAUAAUACUAUCUUAUCACAGAUGAUGACGCUAGACGAUAUUCCAUGUCCACAUGCAAUGGCAGUUAUACAAAAAUUCCAUAUGGAUUCAUACAAGUAUUACUCGGAUUACUACAGCAUAGACUACUUGCUGAAAACAUAUGAGAUACCAGUAAAUCCAUUGCCUGAUGAAACAACGUGGCAAAUUACAGAACAUGUAUCUUCGUAG
This is a messenger RNA of Nicotiana attenuata, 1731 nucleotides long. RefSeq lists its product as uncharacterized. The record is from RefSeq and is a predicted model, not a curated record. The transcript is spliced from 6 exons. Bases 1 to 1731 code for a protein of 576 amino acids. NCBI's taxonomy places the organism in Eukaryota, Viridiplantae, Streptophyta, Magnoliopsida, Solanales, Solanaceae.